Messenger RNA from Juglans regia (Persian walnut), 4255 nucleotides. Its product is annotated as probable manganese-transporting ATPase PDR2. The record is from RefSeq and is a predicted model, not a curated record. Gene Ontology annotation, cellular component: endoplasmic reticulum membrane. The coding region runs from base 281 to 3862 and encodes 1193 amino acids. NCBI's taxonomy places the organism in Eukaryota, Viridiplantae, Streptophyta, Magnoliopsida, Fagales, Juglandaceae. The transcript has 22 exons. Gene Ontology annotation, molecular function: P-type ion transporter activity; ATP hydrolysis activity; ATP binding. Gene Ontology annotation, biological process: intracellular calcium ion homeostasis.
AAAAAUUUCUGAAAACAGGAAAGGGAAUAAUGAAUAUAUUAGAAGAAAACAUUUAAAAUAUAAUAUUAAAUGAAAAGGGGAAAACCCGUAUUGAAUCCCUGCCAAAGCUUCAUCUUGAUUCUUUUCGCUUUCUUGCAACUUCCCUCGAGAGAAUCCGAAUCGAACCGAACAGUUUCACCCAAACCAUUCCAUCUCGGGUUUCUGAUCUGUCUCCCUCGCUUCUCCGAUUGCAGCUCCUCCAAUCGCGCGGCGAUCUCGUGUAGUGGGCAGAAGGCAAGGGAUGUCAGGGUUCCAUGUGGGAGGGAAAGUGGUGGAGAACGUUGAUUUGUUGAGGAAGAGGCACUGGGCAUGGAGAUUGUACAUAUGGCCUUUUGCUAUUAUAUAUGUUGUGUGGUUAACUACCAUUGUUCCCAGCAUAGACAUUGGGGACGCUACCAUUGUUUUGGGUGGACUUGUAGCCCUUCACAUUCUGGUCUGGCUGUUCACGGCUUGGUCCGUCGAUUUCAAAUGCUUUGUCCAAUAUAAUAAGGUUUAUGAUAUUCACCAAGCUGAUGCAUGCAAGAUUACUCCGGCCAAAUUUUCUGGUUCUAAAGAAGUAGUGCCUCUUCAUUUUCGUAAAUUACCAGCAGGUUCUUCAUCUACGGUGGAUUGGGAAGAGAUAUACUUUGAUUUCAGAAAGCAAUGCUUCAUCUAUUCAAGGGAAACGAAGACCUUUUUCAAGCUUACUUACCCUACCAAGGAAACAAUUGGACACUAUCUUAAAAGUACUGGCCAUGGCUCUGAAGCAAAAGUUGCUGCUGCUACUGAAAAAUGGGGACGGAAUGUAUUUGAUUACCCGCAACCUACCUUCCAGAAAUUAAUGAAAGAGCACUGCAUGGAACCCUUUUUUGUAUUUCAGGUGUUCUGUGUGGGUCUAUGGUGUUUGGAUGAGUAUUGGUAUUAUAGUUUGUUCACCCUAUUUAUGCUGUUUAUGUUCGAGUCAACAAUGGCAAAAAGUCGGCUAAAGACCUUGACUGAGCUAAGGCGUGUUAGAGUGGAGGGCCAGACCCUAAUGGUGUAUCGAUGUGGGAAGUGGGUUAAACUAUCUGGAACUGAUUUAUUGCCCGGGGAUGUUGUCUCUACUGGGCGCUCUUCUGUUCCAAAUGGAGAAGAUAAAUCUGUGCCAGCAGACAUGCUUAUAAUAGCUGGCAGUGCUAUUGUGAAUGAAGCCAUUCUAACAGGCGAGUCUACCCCACAAUGGAAGGUUUCAAUCAUGGGAAGAGGAAGCGAAGAGAAGCUAUCAAUUAAGAGAGAUAAAAACCAUGUUUUAUUUGGUGGGACUAAGAUAUUGCAGCAUACUCCUGAUAAGACAUUUCCUCUGAAGACUCCUGAUGGUGGCUGUAUAGCCAUUGUUCUGAGAACUGGAUUUGAAACAAGUCAGGGAAAAUUGAUGCGAACAAUUUUAUUUUCUACAGAGAGGGUUACUGCUAAUAGCUGGGAAAGUGGGCUGUUCAUUUUAUUUCUAGUCAUAUUUGCAGUAAUCGCUGCUGGUUAUGUACUUAAAAAGGGGCUAGAGGAUCCCACGAGGAGCAAGUACAAGCUUAUGUUGAGUUGUUCACUUAUUAUUACUUCUGUGAUUCCUCCUGAGCUGCCAAUGGAAUUAUCAAUAGCUGUUAAUACAUCUCUGAUUGCUUUGGCACGGCGUGGAAUAUUUUGUACAGAGCCAUUCCGAAUUCCAUUUGCUGGGAAGGUUGAUAUAUGUUGUUUUGACAAAACUGGAACACUUACAUCGGAUGACAUGGAGUUCUGUGGAGUUGGUGGGUUAACAGGUCGUGUGGAUUUAGAAUAUGAUGUGUCUAAAGUACCUGAGCGCACAGUGGAAAUUUUGGCUUCUUGUCAUGCCCUUGUUUUUGUUGACAACAAGUUGGUAGGUGAUCCUUUGGAGAAGGCCGCACUUAAGGGAAUCGAUUGGAGUUACAAAUCGGAUGAGAAGGCCAUGCCAAAAAAAGGAAGUGGCAAUGCUGUUCAGAUUGUUCAGCGACAUCACUUUGCAUCCCACCUGAAACGAAUGGCAGUUGUUGUUCGCAUUCAGGAGGAAUUUUUUGGCUUUGUGAAGGGUGCCCCCGAAACUAUACAGGAUAGACUCAUUGAUGUGCCAUCAUCAUAUGUUGAGACGUAUAAGAAAUAUACUCGUCAAGGGUCUCGUGUCCUAUCUCUUGCUUUCAAGUCCCUUCCCGACAUGGCAGUUAGUGAAGCUCGAAGCUUGGAUAGAGAUAUAGUGGAGAGUGGCCUUACUUUUGCUGGUUUUGCUGUAUUCAACUGUCCUAUUAGAUCUGAUUCAGCCAGUGUGUUGUCUGAACUAAAAGGAUCGUCACAUGACUUGGUGAUGAUUACUGGAGACCAAGCUUUGACAGCUUGUCAUGUUGCUAGCCAAGUCCGUAUUAUAUCAAAACCAGCAUUGAUUCUUGGGCCAGCAAGGAAUGGAGAUGGGUAUGAGUGGAUAUCCCCUGAUGAGGCAGAAAUUAUUCAGUACAGUGAUAAAGAGGUUGAAGCCUUAUCAGAGAUUUAUGAUCUCUGUAUUGGUGGGGACUGCAUUGAAAUGUUGCAACGGACCUCAGCUGUUCUGCGUGUGAUUCCUUAUGUGAAGGUUUUUGCAAGGGUUGCUCCUGACCAAAAAGAACUAAUCUUGACCACUUUCAAAAUGGUCGGAAGGAUUACAUUGAUGUGUGGGGAUGGAACCAAUGAUGUUGGGGCUCUGAAGCAGGCCAAUGUUGGAGUUGCUCUAUUGAAUGCAGUGCCUCCAAGUCAAAGUGGAAAAUCUUCCUCUGAAACAUCUAAGGAUGAAAAUACAGAGUCUGUCAAGUCAAAAAAAUCUAAGCCCACAUUAGAAGCAACUGGAAAAGCUUUGAUUUUGAAUGGAGAAGGCUCUUCAAAAGGUAAAGGUACCUCAAGAUCAGAUACGACCAACGUUUCUUCUAGUAAUCGCCAUCUGACUGCUGCUGAGAUUCAACGACGAAAGCUGAAGAAGCUGAUGGAUGAGCUAAACGAAGAGGGUGAUGGUCACUCAGCUCCCAUUGUCAAGCUUGGCGAUGCCUCUAUGGCAUCACCAUUUACUGCAAAGCAUGCAUCAGUUGCCCCCACCAUGGACAUAAUUCGUCAGGGUCGCAGUACUCUGGUUACUACCCUACAAAUGUUCAAAAUACUUGGUCUUAACUGCCUUGCUACAGCCUAUGUCUUGAGUGUCAUGUAUUUGGAUGGUGUCAAACUUGGAGAUGUUCAGGCUACUAUCAGUGGCGUAUUUACUGCUGCCUUUUUCCUGUUUAUCUCGCAUGCCCGCCCCCUUCCCACUCUUUCAGCUACACGUCCCCACCCCAAUGUCUUUUGCUCCUACGUCUUCCUUUCGCUCAUGGGACAGUUUGCGAUGCACCUAUUUUUCUUGAUUUUUUCUGUGAAGGAGGCCGAGAAAUACAUGCCUGAGGAGUGUAUCGAGCCUGACUCUAAUUUUCAUCCCAACCUUGUGAAUACAGUUUCAUACAUGGUUAGCAUGAUGCUCCAGGUGGCGACCUUUGCUGUGAACUACAUGGGGCAUCCUUUUAACCAGAGCAUCUCGGAAAACAAGCCAUUUUUGUAUGCCCUCUUGGGUGCUGUUGGUUUUUUCACAGUUAUAACUUCUGAUCUGUUUAGGGACUUGAAUGACUGGUUGAAGUUGGUGCCUUUGCCUGUGGGAUUAAGGAAUAAGCUAAUGGUUUGGGCUUUUCUCUUAUUUCUGUGCUGCUACUCCUGGGAGAGACUCUUGAGGUUGGCUUUCCCCGGUAAGAUUCCAUCCUGGAAGAAGCGACAGCAGGUUGCUACAGCUAAUUUAGAAAAGAAGAAACAUGCCUGAUUGAAUGAAGAUUUUAUGGAGGUGGAAAGAACUGCACUGAUCUUCAUUUUAAUGGCUGUGACCAGUGCUGACGUCAGUCAUCAAAAGGCAGGGACCGUGAAAGGGAUAUCUCUGAAUGGCUUUCCUUAUGUGACAAUUUUGCAAUUUAAGUAUGUUUCCCUCGUCUAGUGGAAAAUUCUAUCAAAAAAAAUUGAGUGAUCUAUAUGUUGUAGAGAAAAUGACGUUCAGGACUAGUGCCUCGUCAACAACAAUGAUUUGAGAUGGUUUUUGACGUAGGAGAUUCAUAGUGGAUAGUUUAAGCUUUCAACAGUUGUACUUCACAUAAAUGCUACAUUCAGCAAUUGUGUUACGAUUAAAAAAGUAUUUGAUCCAGAGAUUUUAUCUUUCAAUCCU